GGUACGUUAAUGUGAUUUAAUUUUUUUUAUAAGCCCUAUUUGUGUUGUGUUCGGUAUAACUACACAAUUUCAAGAAAUGAAGCGUCGACGUGCUGAUUAUAAACAAUAUUUAGUGGAUGGAAGUGAAAUUCCAGAAUCUACAGUUCGCAGUAGACAAAAAACAGUCGUUUUAAAAGUAGGUACCUACAUUUUACUACACAGCAUCCACUAAUACGUAUACUGAAUCUUAUCUGUUAUAAAUCACUUGUAAAAUGCUUACAUCGAGUAUUUUUCAUUUUUAUUGUAGGAUACUGAAUCAACAUUAAACAGUGAUGACUCAACGUUAAACACCGAUAACUGUAUCAGUAAUUCCAACAAUAUUGUAUCAACUUCGCAUCGUGAUGAUUACGUCAAUAACUCAAACGGAAAUGAUAUUAAUAUUUCUUCAAAUUCGGACGAGAUUUGUGUUGAAGGCUUCAGUGAUAAUAAUUCAAAUGAAAAUGAUGGCCAUUUUAACCACCGGGAUGUAUCUUCUGAUCGCAGUUACGAUCAGGAUAUUGAUACUUCUUCAAAUUCUGAUGAGAUUCAUGGUGAAAGCUUCAAUAAUGACACUGCCGAUUUUUACAUUGAAGAAGAUGAAGAAGACUUAUACGAACGUCAAGACGAUUAUGACACACAAAAUGAUUUUUCAGAACCAAGUAUCAACGAUUCGUUUGAACGUGAAGAGGAAUGCGAUGCUCAAAAUCAAAGCCAUACUUUUUAUGACCAGUCUACAGACAACAAUUCGACAGCUGAUGAUUUGCCUCUGUAUGAAAACUGUAGUGUGACAAGAAAAGAGCUCAGCCUCGCAGUCGUGACUUUAGCUAUGAGACAUGGAUUUUCAGAUCAAGCUCUUGAAGAUACAUUGGCAUUGCUCAACAUUAUUCUACCAUAUCCCAUUUUUUGUAGCUCUGUCGAAACAUUUCUCAAAAAAUUUGACAAAAAAACAGCUACAAAAGUUCAGAAGUGUUAUUAUUGCUGCGAAUCAUUACUCGGGGAAGCUGAUUUAAAUGGCAAUGUCGUAUGUGAAGAUUGUUCAACACAACAUAGUAUCAGAGUUUUGGAGAAAAAUAAGCAAUUUUUCUUGUAUAUUCCUGUUCGGGAGCAAAUGCAAAAUUUGGUGGAUUCAAAAACAUUCCAAGAUCUGUUGGCCUCUCAGAAAGUACAGCAAAAUGAUAUAUGUAAAAGUACUUAUUACAAAAGUCUCGAUCUGGAUGCAAAUGACCUAACAUUACAAAUCAACACAGACGGCGUCAGUCCAUUUAAUAGCUCCAACGUAUCUUUUUGGCCACUUUUUGCCACCAUAAAUGAAAUACCACAUGUGUACCAACGCCGAUAUAUGUUAUUAUGUGGAAUUUGGUUAAAUAAAACGAAACCACCUAUGAAUUUAUUCUUACAUAAGUUUGUAAGAGAAUUGAUUGAUUUGGGAUCCGAUGGUAUCAUGAGUAAAUGUGGAACUUUUUCAAGAAUUUACGUCAUCCUAGUAACCUGUGAUUCUGUUGCUCGUCCAUGUGUACAGAAUAUUAACCAAUUUAAUGGUAAAUUUGGCUGUAGUUUUUGCAUGUUAGAGGGUGAAGUAAUUACUGUAGGAAAAGGGCACGCUCGGAUAUACCGUGAAACCAAUAUUGAACAUCUUCGGAGAAAUGAGGAGCAGCACAUAGAAGAUGCAAAAAAGGUGUUACUUGAUCAAGAAUCUGUAAAUGGUGUAAAAGGCUUCUCUGUACUCAGCCUACUACCCAAGUUUGACAUAACUGUAUGCUUCAGUGUAGAAUACAUGCAUUGUGUUCUAUUAGGUGUUGUGCGAACUUUUAUUGAAUUCUGGUUGGAUGGGAAAAAUAGUCAAGAGCCGUUCUAUUUAGGUACUACAGAAAAGAUGAAAGCAAUGGAUAAACAUUUAUUGCAAAUUAAACCUCCGUACGAAAUUACGAGACCUCCGCGUUCCUUGAAGUUUAUAAAGAAAUGGAAAGCAACAGAGCUCAAGAAUUUUCUACUUUAUUACAGCUAUCCCAUGUUACAAAACGUUCUACCCAGCAAGUUUGUAUCACAUUGGGGAUUACUGAUUUUUGCUGUGAAUAUUUAUUUGCAACCAUCAUCCGAUCUUCAUCAACUUGCAGAAGCAAAAAAGUGCAUAUUUUCGUUUGUUGAAAAAAUUGAAAAGUUGUAUGCAGACGAAUCCUUGUAUAAGUUCAAUACUCAUUUGCUAUUGCAUUUGCCAGAAAACGUUCAGCAAUUUGGAAUGCUGUGGGGGACUUCGGCAUUCCCAUUUGAAGAUGCAAAUGGAUUUUUAUCUAGGUUGUACCACAACUCCAACUCAGUUGACAGUCAACUUUCGCGACGAUAUCUCAGGUUCAGAGUAAUCCAGGAAGAAUGGGAAAAUCUAUUUUCAAAUAACACGGACGAUCGUUAUUCUUCAGAAAGCUGGAUAAAAUUAUUAGAUCGAUUCUCCUGUCGAAAAUUUACAUGUAAAAGAAGAAUGCCCAUAUCUAGGAAUGAUGAAUGGGCUGUACUUGCAUCAAAAUCAUUCAAAAAAAUGAAGAUGUCGUCAAUAAUUAGAAAUGCAAUUGAACAGAAGAUAUUUAAUGAACUUAAUGAUGAUAUGGCUAAUUUUCAUUACUUUUGCUCUUUGUUGUCCAAUACUCGUAGGUGUAUCAUCAUACACUCAUUUCAGAUGAAAAGUUUAGAGAAACGAAAUAAUAGUGUUGUAGAGCUUUCCAAUGGAGAAAUUGUUUUGAUUCAAAAUAUUCUAACUGGUUUUCAUGAUAAUAUGGUAUUUCUUGAAGUGGAAAGUUUUGAAAUUCUUAACAAGCCCACUAUAGGGUAUGGUAAUUCAAUUUAUGCUUUAGCUGAGUUGUCAGGAUGCAGAUGGAUUACAACUCCAAACAUGGUUUCCAGAAAAAUUAUGUUAGUGAAUUCGUUUAAAUCGACAUAUCAGUUUUACUUAUGCUAUUUAGUCAAUGAUAUUGAAUGUGAUUAGGUUAUUUCCCCCCGCAUGAACUACCCUCCCCCUCACCAUGAAGCUCAAAUGUUUAGUGUAAACGGCAUAUAUUCACGUACCUACUUGUAUUAAAUAGAAUAUACCUACCUAUAUUGAUUGAAAUAAAAAAAAGUUGUUUCAUUAAAAUUUUUCAUAACCUAGAAAAUGUGAAUGCUCAUUUUUAUCAAGAGUUGUUUAUCUCAUAUUAAUCAUAGGUAGGUACUCCAUGAUGCUUAUUGCUUACUAUAGCAUUUCAACAACAGCUACAACUUCUUAUACACACGCACCUUGAAUGAUAAUAAUACUAUACAACUUUCAGUAUGAUUCUACACUUGAUUAAUAGACAAUAUUUGCAACAUAUUUUCAAAACCUGAGAGUAAAAUAGUUUACAGAUCAUAAUUGUAAUUUUACUGAGGGUAGUGAGAUAGUAUGCAGACCAUUAUUCUGAAUACAGAGAGUAAAUUCUGGAAAAUUAUAAUUUACAGGUAAUGCAAAGACAGUUACAGUCAAUGCACAGAUAGUAUACAGACCAUUCUUCUAAAAACAGAGAGUAAAUUUUGGGAAACUGUUAUUUACAGGCAGUGCAGAGACAGUUACAGGCAGUGUACAGGUAUUUUACAGACCAUUCUUCUAAAAACAGACAGUAAAUUUCAUGUGAUUGCAAUUCAAAGACAGUUACAGUUCAUGUACAGACACUUACAUAGAGUAUUUUAGACUUACUGACAAUUUACAGUCAAUAAACAGACGAAUACAGUCCAUAUUUUACGUUUACUGACAGUUCUUUGUCU
Planococcus citri (citrus mealybug) is the source of this 3780-nucleotide messenger RNA. RefSeq lists its product as uncharacterized. Lineage: Eukaryota; Metazoa; Arthropoda; Insecta; Hemiptera; Pseudococcidae. Bases 845 to 2992 code for a protein of 715 amino acids. The record is from RefSeq and is a predicted model, not a curated record. The transcript has 3 exons.